AUGAUGAUGGUCCCCAGGGCCUUUGCCCACAACCCACUGGCGCAGAGACAACAGCACAUCGACUUUAAUGAGAAAGAGAAGGAUAGGUUAUCAUCCCGAAGGCAGCCGCGAGACACCAAUCCUCGACCUCCUGCCCUUUCAGCUCUCACCCAAGGUCUUUCUCAAGAGCCAGUCGAUUCCCCCCUCCGACCCUCCUCAGACCCUGUCAAGAUACCUCUGCGGACGACGGAGAGACAAACUCUCAUCACACCUCGACAUCCUGUUACUUUGCAUUCACAGUCUCCAAGAUAUCUCACACCCCCAGCCGCCAGUUCUCAGUCUCAGUCGCUGGAAAUCCCCCGACGGAAACACUCAGCCCAAGAGAUUUUGACGUCGACCACCAUCCCUGUUCGACGAAAGCCUAAGCAAAGACCGAGUCAGCGCCUGCCGAACUGUGACUAUGUCGCAGACUUCAGUAAGCUGUUGAGGGAUGAUGUGCCGCCUAGCAAUGAUGGGAGCCUCUCGGGCAGUUGGACAAACCCACAAUUCGAAGGACUGUUUGGUAAUAUUGACGGCCUCGUCGAGGGGCAAUUGAUUGUGGGCAGUGAAAGUCUUGACCCUGGAAUCCUAUCCGCCAGGUCGCUUUCAACCGAGUCGAUGCCUUCUCUGUCUUCACCAGACGACUUCAGCAGUCUUUCUCCCGCAACUCUCAGAUCUCCUUCUGAUCAUCGAUUGCGGCAGAUGGCCAGUUCGGAGGAUUGCAGCAACCAACAUCCCCUCUUACCCAAGGACGAGGAGGAGGAUUUUAGUGGAACGUCGACGCCAGAACUGAUCAUUUCACCACCAGCAAGGAUGAGACGGAGGCCAAUCUUCCCCGAUAAAAAACAGAGCUCGUUCAAGUCGAGUCUGACGGCAUCUCUAAAAGCACUCAAAUCUGCCGCUCAGACCGUAUCCGAUAUGGCGAGCAACCCGCCGCUGAUGCAAUCAGACGAGUUCCUAUCGAGAUCUGUCUUCGAAUUUAGGCCGUCCCUUACCGACGAUCGUCGUCCUCCACCAUCAGACGAACCUCCUUCUGCAGCCUUGAGAAGGUAUCUGAACCCAAACACCUUUGUCCCUCCUGACUCUCCCGCUCAACUGCAUUUCUGGGUUGACGAGAAACCCGUUGCCCCUUCAUCAGGUCUGGACACCCGACCGAAACUCAAGAUCAAGAAGAAAUAUCGAAGUCAGAGAUCCGCUUCUCCUUCCAUCAACGAGGGUGCCCCAUUCGUGGCUUCUAGGAGCGCCGUCUCCCAACUUCCGCCUGUCGUCCAGCUUGCGACUUGCAUCCCUUCGACCAUCCGCACCGCGCAUGCUUCUAGCCCCCCAACCUGGCUCGAACCUGACGGUACGCCGAGCAACAAAUUCCGAGCCGCGCAGACGCUGUGGGCGGAUCCCGAGAACGGCAUAGAGGAAGGUCAACCGCGGUUACGCGAGCCUCGAGAGAAUCGGGAUUUCUUGCGAGUUUUUGUGUGUGAGCUGAACAUGCGUAAGAGUGGCAAGUUGAGCGAAGAUGCGGUGGGCCACGCAAAGGCGUGGUUGCCGCCUGUUGACGAGGCGCCGAAGAGCAAAGAUCAGGAGGCAGAUGACGUGGACGGAAAGAAGGGUGGAAAGGGAAAGAGAAGAAGGGUAGACGCGAAGGACAGGUGGAGGAGUUGGUCAAUCGAAGAUUUGUAA
Molecule: messenger RNA, 1692 nt
Organism: Fonsecaea multimorphosa CBS 102226
Lineage: Eukaryota; Fungi; Ascomycota; Eurotiomycetes; Chaetothyriales; Herpotrichiellaceae
Exons: 1
Coding region: 1-1692 (563 amino acids)
Source: RefSeq, a predicted model, not a curated record